AUGUGGGAGGUGCGGCAGAUUGGCGCUGGACGGACGGUAGAGUUUGUGGACACGAUGGUGUCAGUCUGGUCGCUGUCUGCCUGUGCCUUGCGGGUGCUCCGCUCCGAGGCUGAGAAGUUAAUGUAUGGUUUGCGAACAUAUUUCAAGAUGUUCUCUACGGCCCUCCUCGCCUCUGCUCUCGUCAGCUCAGCCGUAGCUUGGCCACCAGGACCACCUCACAACAACCCAUGGGGUCCGCCCAAUGGCCCAUCAUCCGGUCACCCUGGCGCUCCUCCCAGCCCGGUAGCUUCCCAACAUCAAUGGACCCUCAAGAACUUCACCUCCCUCGUCGUCUUCGGUGAUAGCUACACAGAUGACUCGCGUCUGGGCUACUUCAUAAACAACAAGGGUGCCGCACCACCCGUCGGCUACAACAACCCAGAGAGCCUGCACGCCUCCGACGGCGGCCGAAUCUGGGUCGAGUACGUCAAGCAAUACACCGGCGCCAACCUCUACAACUACGCCGUCUCGGGCGCCGUGUGCAGUAACGAGAUCACGCCUCGGUAUUUCAGCGCGAUCAAUGCCCCGUUCCCGGACAUCGCCGGCUAUGAAGUCCCAGCCUACCUGAACGAUUCCGCUUACGUCUACCCCAACGGAACGAAAUUCAUGGACGACCCGGCCGAUGCCACCGUGUACGCCAUCUGGAUUGGUACCAAUGACCUGGGCUACUCGGCCUUGAUCCAAGACGAGCAGGUGGCGGGCACGAAUAUCACGACUUAUGUCGAUUGUGUGUACGAUCAGCUAGAUCGCGUGUAUGCCAAUGGCGGUCGUUACUUCGUCAUCCUGAACGUGGCACCGUUGAAUUUGGCCCCGGAAUAUGGUAUCCUUGGUCAGGGCGGAGUGGGUCCGAAUCAGUACUGGCCGGACAAGAGUGGGAAUAUUAGCGAGAUCUCUGGGCGGAUGCUUGAGAGCGUGGUCACUGUCAAUUCGCUAUAUAAAUACCGCACCCCCUACGAGGUCGAGCUGGCGAAGAGGUAUGCUGGGGCCAGUUUCGCCGUGUAUAAUGUGCACGAUGUGUUCCAAGAUAUCCACAACAAUCCCUCCGCCUACCUUAACGGAUCCGCGCCACUCAAUGUCACUGGCUUCGUCAACCACUGCAACACUACUGGUGGCAACUGCGUGGCCAACACGAGCCCGGAUAGUUUCCUGUGGUACGAUGAGUUGCACCCGAGCGAGCAGACGCAGAGGCUUGUAGCGAAGAACUUUGUGGAUGUUGUCAAGGGUGUCAGCUCGUAUGCUACUUACUGGUCGAGCUAG
Molecule: messenger RNA, 1296 nt
Organism: Recurvomyces mirabilis
Lineage: Eukaryota; Fungi; Ascomycota; Dothideomycetes; Mycosphaerellales; Teratosphaeriaceae
Exons: 3
Coding region: 1-1296 (431 amino acids)
Molecular function (GO): hydrolase activity, acting on ester bonds
Source: RefSeq, a predicted model, not a curated record